AUGUCUCCUCCCGUUGCCAUGCACUUCCAGGAGCCGACCACCGACAACGGUGUUCCUGCUGCCAAGUUGGCCCACCUUCCUCACGCGACCAGCGUGCCAGUCAAGGCCUCUGCCCAGCCUCAGACUGUUGAGGAGAUGGCUGGCAAGUGGAGCUCCUUCAAGUUUGCUCCCAUCCGUGAGAGCCAGGUCUCCCGUGCCAUGACCCGCCGCUACUUUGCCGACCUCGACAACUACGCCGAGAGCGACAUUGUCAUUGUCGGUGCCGGAAGCUGUGGUUUGUCCGCUGCCUACUGCUUGGCCAAGGCCCGUCCAGACCUCAAGAUCGCCAUUGUCGAGGCCGGCGUUGCUCCCGGUGGUGGUGCUUGGCUCGGUGGCCAGCUCUUCAGCGCCAUGGUCAUGCGUAAGCCUGCCGAUGCCUUCCUCCGCGAGGUUGGCGUGCCAUACGAGGACGACGGCCCAUCAUCCAACUUCGUCGUUGUCAAGCACGCGGCCCUCUUCACCAGCACUGUUCUGUCCAAGGUCCUCCAGUUCUCCAACGUGAAGCUCUUCAACGCCACCGCUGUUGAGGACCUGAUCACUCGUCCUGACGGCCAGGGUGGUAUCCGCAUUGCUGGUGUUGUGACCAACUGGACCCUCGUGAGCAUGCACCACGACGACCAGUCCUGCAUGGACCCCAACACCAUCAACGCUCCCAUCAUCAUCUCCACCACUGGCCACGACGGUCCAUUCGGUGCCUUCUGCGCCAAACGUCUCGUCUCCAUGGGCUCCCUCCAGGCCCUCGGUGGCAUGCGUGGCCUUGACAUGAACCGUGCUGAAGACGCCAUUGUCAUCCGCACCCGUGAGGUCGCACCCGGUCUCAUCAUCGGCGGUAUGGAGCUCUCAGAGGUCGACGGUGCCAACCGCAUGGGUCCCACCUUCGGCGCCAUGGCACUCAGCGGUGUUAAGGCUGCUGAGGAGGCACUCAAGGUCAUCGACGAGCGCAAGGCUGCUUGUGCCAAGGACAUGGAGGCUGAGGGCUACUAG
This is a messenger RNA of Dissoconium aciculare CBS 342.82, 1023 nucleotides long. RefSeq names its product Thi4-domain-containing protein. NCBI's taxonomy places the organism in Eukaryota, Fungi, Ascomycota, Dothideomycetes, Mycosphaerellales, Dissoconiaceae. The coding region runs from base 1 to 1023 and encodes 340 amino acids. Gene Ontology annotation, biological process: thiamine biosynthetic process. The record is from RefSeq and is a predicted model, not a curated record. The transcript is spliced from 3 exons.